Molecule: messenger RNA, 865 nt
Organism: Calliphora vicina (urban bluebottle blowfly)
Lineage: Eukaryota; Metazoa; Arthropoda; Insecta; Diptera; Calliphoridae
Exons: 1
Coding region: 152-373 (73 amino acids)
Source: RefSeq, a predicted model, not a curated record
ACGACUCUUUCGAUCAAGCAACAGAAACAAGUCAACUGUAACGUGAAUUAGAACGUAGUGUUAACAGCAGCUAUCAAAGAAAAGUAACAAUUUAAUUUCAAAUAAUUUACUUCGUGUCCUUAAAUACCCAACUUCUCAAAAACUCUACAAAAUGCCAGCCAGCAAUGUGAACGCUUUAGUGGGAGCCACCACCCGUUAUAUAGCAGGACGUCAUGCCAUGCAAACUUCUUAUUGGCGCGCCGCUCCUGGAUCCAGUGGCAAAAUGGUUAAAUACAAUAAAACCUGUGAGUUUGAUCGUUCACAACAAAUGCCCUCCGAGAUGAAAAAUCAACGUUACAAUCAAACUUUCCACAAGACAAAACCUGAAGUUUGAGCAAAUAUCUGUGACAAAGGAUCUAAAGAAUUCAAAGAAUUCCAAUCUAUCUAAUUUAAGUUAAAAUUUCCAGUAAUAAUUUGUGUGAUACAUAUUUAUUUUUUUUAUUUUCAAAAUAACUUUAAUGAUGUGUGAGUGUGUGGAUGUGUGUGGUAAUUUGAUGAAAAAGAAAACUUUAAAAAAGUUCCUAAAAUUUUAAAAAAAUACAUCUGUAAAGGAGUCUAGUAAAAUUCAUGUUUAAAUAUGUGACACAAUCCAGAGGCACCUCUAGCUCGUUACUCUAUGUGAAAAGUUCAUUCAUGGACUUUGGCCUACAUUCCAAGCGCAUUGAACAUUAUUGAAUCACGCCUUUGGUACAUGAAUUUUACGUCAGCAUCUUAAAUGAACAAAUUAUUUUUUUUUAUAUUGUAUUUAUAUACAAACAAUUGUACUAAAUAGAUGAUAAGAAUAUUUAUAAUUAUAAAUUAAAAAAAAAAACAUUAUUGAAAAAAA